ACAUUUGAUAUUCGAAAAUUAAUGAUAUCGUACUUUCCGCAUUACUUUUCCAAACUACUCUGUGGCUCUUGAAGAGGUACUGGUUGGUUUUAAAAAAUAAAGAAAAAUUCCAUUGGAAGAAGAAUAUAGUGUGGAUUUUAAUGUAGAAAAAGAUAAAGACAAAAAAGUAAUGAUAGCAAUGAAGAAUUUAAGUAAAUGUGGUAGCAGCAUUGCAGUUGAAUAUGCUUUGGUACACAAUAUCAUUAUGGUUCCUCCGAUUCUUCAGGUAGAAGAAUCUUUACUAUCACUUGGUAGUCAUGGCAAUGUCGAUGGAGUUUUCUACUGCCUUUUAAUUAAAGUUAAUGCUUAGGAAAAGAAACUUAUUUGGCUAGGUAGCAAAAGUCGUAUUCACAAAAGCAGAACUUUUAAUCGUUUGAUAUAUGAGUGCAAAGGUGGCCUAAAUGAGAGUUUGAAAAAACUAAUAAUUGAGCUUGAUAAAAACAAUUUUUGCAUUUGCUACCAUCUAAUUGCUGCGUGUCUUCUUAAAGACCAAUUGUGGGAGGGUGUUAAUCAAGGAAACAAAAAGUAUUUCAUUUGCCAACCUUCAGAAAAAGCAGAAGAAUGGGAGACUUUGCUUAUGCUUCACCGAAGUAACCCCCAGGGAGCUUCAAGGUAUGGAAAACUUUGGACUUCUUUAAUAGAAAAUCCAUCAAUAGAAGACCAAUUCAUAAUUCUGUCAGAUCUUCCUAACCAUCAUAAAUGGAUGUGGGAUAAACUUGUUAAAGGUGUAAAAUAUGAACAGAAGUUUUCAAAUUCAUGCAGAUAUUUUCCUGGUUCACCCAGAAACAGAAUUCUUCAAGCCUCUUUUUAUCGAGUUACCUCUGAUAACAUUAUUGUAUCCAUUUUAAGAAAUGUUUUUGGUGUUAAAGAGACAGUUGUAUAUCCAUCUAGAAAAGAAAACUUAUCUCUAAUAGUGUCAAAAGCAAAAAAGAGUAGGAUAUCUAAAGAAAGUUUUCUUGACCAAGUUAAUAUUUAAGAAAAUAGGUUUAUUGUAAUUUUUAUUAUUUGUUAAUUUCUUUAUCGAUUUGUUGUAAGAGUUUCAAUAUAAUGAUUUGCAUUGUGGAAAAAAAGUGGUUACAAACAAUAUUGGCAUCACAGGUUUUAUUAAUGAGGUUAACUUGGUUCAGCAUUUAAGUAAAAGAAACAGUCUCUAUGAAUACUUUUGUGCUGAACUUUUUAGUCAUGGCGUUCUUUGUUGGCGUGUUCGAAAACCGUCUCUUAGUAUAUGUGUUAUGAACAAUUACAAUCACGAGAACGGGAACUUUCAAGAUAAAGAAUUUGUUCAUGUAAAAGCUGAAACAAUGUGUUCUACUACAAUAUACAACUGCUCCGGUAAAACAUUCUCAUCAUGUGUUUUUUUUCAAUCAGAAAAUUUGACAAAUGUAAAUAAUUGUUGUCAUUGUCGUCUGUUAAACCAGCUAAUGCAAAUGCUUGAUAAUCCUGAUUUCAUCCCAGAAAAUAGUUUAUUAAGCAAAAAAAAACUUAUGGAUAGUUUAAUCUAUCUCAAAUCAAAUGUUUUUAAGUUAACUUCAAAAUCGGGAGUUGAAAGAUAUUCGGUAGUUGCUGAUUCAUGUUCUUUUGUUACAGUUUUUGAAAUUUCAAAAUCAUCUCGCAAAGUAAUAAAAUGUCAUGAUUCAUUAUGUCAAAUAUCUGAAGGAAGUACUUGUCAAAUUAAUAAUCUACACAAUGGUUGCUUAUGUCCACAUCUUAAAGUCUUUAGAGAAUAUUUUUAUCUUGUUGAAAACACAGUAGAAUCAUUUUGUAAUGACAAUGAUAAAGUGAUCUCUUUUGAUUCUGUGUUAGAGGAUAAUCUACCAAGGGAAAAGUGGGAAGAUGUUUUUGAUGUAGCAUCUGGUUUGUGGACAUUUGGAAUUAAUGCCCCAAGUAAAAAAACUGUUUCCAAUGACCAAUUUAAUGAAAAAUUUAGCAAUGACAUUGUAAAAAGACAGUCUGCUACCAAUGGAUAUUGCUUUAUGCCUUCUGUUGAUCUAGACAACUGUGACUGUGGUGCUGGGUGGGUAUCUGAAUCUGUUUUAUCUGGUUAUACAGAAUUUUACCAUAAAAUCAAUAUGUACACAGAUCGUGAAGUAAUUGAGUGUGAUGUUUUUUUGAGAAAAUGUUUAUCCAAUACUUGCAUUAGUUAUUGGGAUGGCUGUGAAGACUCUGUUUUUCCAUGUCAUUAGUCAAAAAUCCUAUUUUUAGAGUUUCUUUUUAAAUUUUUUUUUUUACUCGGGGCCCCGAAAACUGCAGGAUUCAAGGCUAUAGUCUCCCAUAGUCCCCACCUUAAUCCAGCAUUGUAAACAGACACUCCUUGUAAAAAAGAAACAAUGUUUUUAAAUUUUUAUCAUAGAUUUGGUUGAUAUAUUGCAAAAAAGUUUGGUAAACGUAUUGUUCUUUUUUUUAUGAAAAUUUUUAUGUCUUUUCAAAGAGGUUUAGAACGCGGACACUUAAGAGGCUAAGUUUGGCGGAAAUAUUAAAAAAUAUAUAUGAUCUUAAUAUUAUAUUUCAGGUUCAUUUAAACUUAAAAUUAAAUAUAAAUAGUAUUACACGACUAGUUGACAAGAGGAACUAGCUCAGAUGGUAGAGCGCUCGCUUAGCUUUAUAUUAAAUAUAAAUUUCCGCUGCAGACCCAAUUUUAUGUCUUAUAUUUGACACCUAAAGUUUGCUCAGCACAUUCAAAAACUUUUCUUCUAUCAUUCGAUGAAGAUAAAACAUUAUGUUUUCUUUCAACUUGUUCAGUUGUAUGUAUUUCAUGUAUACGAAUUGGACAAGGUGGUUCUGGUUGUUCCAGAAGUGAAUGUAAACAAAUUUGGUGAAAUAAAUGCUUGCAUGGAUUCAAUAUAACAACAGACUUUCUGUUUAUAGUGUAUUGUACAAAAAACACAACGAACUUUCAAUUCCAUCACUGUAGUACUUCAAUGCUGACGCAUACAAAUGCUAAAUUUGACAUUAUUAACUUAUUAAAAUGCAUGUCCAAGAAGAACUUUUAUAAUGACCUUUAAGCUUACAUUGUGAAUUGAGCAACUACAAAUAAUGUAUUCUCAUUUACAUAACUUUUGUUUUUCUGAUAACAUACUCUGAUUUCUUAUUUAUAUGUUGUUUUACUUAAUUACAUAUCGUGACUUUUAAACUACAUGUUGUAUUUCUCAAUUAUACCUUACUUUUCUUAAUUACUACUUUCAAGU
Messenger RNA from Hydra vulgaris (swiftwater hydra), 3224 nucleotides. The record is from RefSeq and is a predicted model, not a curated record. NCBI's taxonomy places the organism in Eukaryota, Metazoa, Cnidaria, Hydrozoa, Anthoathecata, Hydridae.